Vicia villosa (hairy vetch) is the source of this 1521-nucleotide messenger RNA. RefSeq names its product ycf20-like protein. The record is from RefSeq and is a predicted model, not a curated record. The transcript has 3 exons. The coding region runs from base 246 to 806 and encodes 186 amino acids. Lineage: Eukaryota; Viridiplantae; Streptophyta; Magnoliopsida; Fabales; Fabaceae.
UUCUUAUGAAAGGCCAUCAAUUCAACACACCCGCCGCACACUAGAGCCUCAACAUCCGACACACAAAAACUCACUUCACAAACAGAUGACUAUGUUUUCCUUCGGAACAAACAACAACAUGCACCCAACAAAGCUUUCGUUGAAACAACAACAAACCCAACAAACCAACAAACAACCCCUUUAUUCUCCAACUUCCCACUAACACACUGAGUGAAGACUUAACAUACGGUUUCCGACUUAGAACGAUGUUAUCCAAUUGUAUGACAAGUGCGAAAGUUGUAUCCUCGCUUGAUUAUAUAAGUUCAAGAGUUUCCGAAGCUGGUCUUGCUGCAUUCUUUUACAAAACUGCAUUCGGCCAGAAGCAAUGCUGCUUCUCCUAUAGUUUUGCUCAACCGGGUCUAUUCGUCGGUUUCAAGAAGAUGAGUUGGUCGGUUAGAAGCAGCGUAAACGACGGAAGUUUUAGUCCGUCAAACGGAACUAAUGGAAGGACGCGUAUAAUUAGAGUGAUUCAAGAGUUUCGAACUAAAUUAGGUUCUAAAAUUGAGAAGGUAAAGAAAAACCUUCCCAUGAAACUUCUUUUCUUCUUGGUUGGAUUUUAUUGCGCGACCGCGUUUUCCACGGUUAUUGGACAAACUGGGGAUUGGGAUAUUCUAUCGGCUGGAUUAGCCGUUGUUGUUGUGGAAGGGAUUGGUGCUCUCAUGUAUAGGUCUUCUCUUCCUUUAGUUAUCAAAGGGUUAAUAUCAGUGUUUAAUUAUUGGAAAGCUGGCCUUACGUUGGGACUUUUCUUGGAUUCGUUCAAAUAUUAAUUUGGUUUUUUAUUAGUCGCAACGAUAUCUUACAUGAAAAAAAAAUUUCGCAAUUGUUUUUCAUUGCGUAGCAUCUUUACACCGACCCUUUGGUUUUCCAUCACAAGCUAGAAGAGAAUCGUCAAGUUAUGUAAGUACUGACACUUGACAUUGAAGGCGUGUUUGGUGUUCGACACCUACAAGACACUGACACAUGUGGUUACAUUCAUGGCAUCAGAUCCUUGCUAGCGGGAUCCUAGGUGUUCUGACAAAUUGGAACAUAGAGAGGUUCACUUUUAUGUUAAGUUGCUUGCAUGAAUCAAAUGGAUUUGGUGAAACUACAUAACCUUUGCAGUCUUCCAUAGGAUGGAAAUACAAACAGAUGUCAGACGGCUGAGCUAGUUCGACUGGAAUUGUGCAAUUCAGAUCAAAUACAAGUUCAUAUAAGUCAAGUUGGAUCAUCUUUAUUGCAAGAAGUACAGCAUUUAUUAACAAUACACUAGAUACUUGUCUUCCAGGUUCUGAGAAGAACAACAACAUAUAAUUUUAUUUGUUUAUUCAUUUAUUUGUUUGUUUGUUGAUCAGUACAAGGUUUGUGGAUCUUCUGAAUAGUUGUCCAUCAUGUUUGUGCAGAAAGGAUACUUAGCCUCUUUGAUUAUUGAAAUUCUUAUUAAUGAAAACAUGGAUUGCAAAUUUCCUCAAACUGGAAUCUCAAGAUUUAUUUUGUGGCCUUAAU